UGUGAAACUGGAAAACACUUCCACCUGGCCACAGAGGUCUCUUCGGAACGAGAAUCGCUACCAUAAUCAUUGAAAGCAUGGAGCGGCUUUCCGGAGAUUAAUAAAGAGGUGGAGACGGUGACACCAUGGCUGUGGAUGCCGGGUCCAGUUUCCAGUUCUGCCGGACGGUUCUGGACCAUGCCCUCUCCGCUGAGGACCUCUGCUGCCAGCGGUCCCGGAACACGGGCGGGAACCUGACCUGGCAUGAUGGCCGGGGCCAGGAGACAGCGGGCGGCAGGGCGGUGAAACUCCUUCAGCAGCCGGGAACUGAAUCCCUGCAGCUGCGUCCUGAUGAGGCAUUAGCAGUGUAUCAUCCCAGCCCCUCCCUCUCAGACCUGUCCCGCCCAGUGGUCCUGUGGAGCCAGCAGGAUGUAUGCAGGUGGCUGAAGAGACACUGUCCUCACAACUACUUGAGUUAUGUGGAGGUGUUCUCCCACCACGCCAUUACAGGGCGGGCAUUGCUGAGGCUGAAUGGGGAGAAGCUGGGCCGUAUGGGGAUAGUACAGGACACUCUGAAACAGGAGGUGCUUCAGCAGGUCCUGCAGCUGCAGGUGCAGGAGGAGGUGAGGAACCUGCAGCAGCUCAGCCGAGCUUCCUUUGGCAACCUGUCAUAGACCUUUCCAUCCUGCACCUCUGACCUGGCCCCACCCAUCCAGGACCCUUAAGAGGAACCAAUCGGGUCAAAUACCCCCUGCCCUGCACUGUGAAGAGAGGACCCAGGCCUUCACCAAAUCAGCGCACUUGCCUACUAAGUUGUUCACAUAUAUAACUUCCAUACUCAAUAUUAGGCAAGUGUGCUGAUUUGGGCACAGCCCCACUUUUGACUCUGCUGUACCUUCGGAUUGGCUGACUAUCGCCCCCUGCUGGCAUAAAGAAGGCAGUGCUGUGAGGCGCUGGCUCACUGUGAUAUGAACUUGCACCAGCUUACAGCAGAGUGUACUGCACAGAGUAGUAGCUCCAGAUACUUCAGCCCAGCUGUUACAAAGAGGAAUAAAUUAGUGCUGAACAGCAGAGACAAUCAAUCACACAUUAAAGUAAUCCUUACAUGAGUAACUACAAACAAGGACUUACCCAAAGAGCUGGAGAGCUUGUGAGCCUUUAGCCCAUGUAAUAGGCUGAACAGGAAACUGUCUGUUUGGACCUCUGCGACGCCUUCCUCAUUGUCCUCCUAUUUUAAGUUACCCGAUAAAGAUUCUUCAUACACUGUGUCAUGAGCUGUCCAUCAAAGACUCCAGUGAGAGGAGCCUUGCAGUAACAUGGCCAUCCAGAGGGGGCGAUGCUGAGCACCUGUCGUUCAUGCCUCCAGUUAAACUGCAGUCACCAUUCCUUGGGCUCUUUGUACACUGAUGAGCUGCUCAUAAUAUUGUUCUAUUCAAUUGAAUUGUAGUAGUGUUGUGCUUUUUACGAGGGCAUUGUCAGAAUGUGGUUACAUUGAGAUUUAGGCCUGAGAUUUAAGCCUAGGACUUUUUGUGAAAACCAGGGGUGGAGGGUUUUGAAAAUAUUCAGUUAAUAUGUAUAUAGCAAUUGUAAAGAAAUUAAAUUCAUAUAAAUCACAAUAACACACAAUAAACUUUUUUAUGUACAA
Molecule: messenger RNA, 1624 nt
Organism: Conger conger (European conger)
Lineage: Eukaryota; Metazoa; Chordata; Actinopteri; Anguilliformes; Congridae
Product: sterile alpha motif domain-containing protein 10-like
Exons: 5
Coding region: 126-653 (175 amino acids)
Biological process (GO): cell surface receptor protein tyrosine kinase signaling pathway
Cellular component (GO): cytoplasmic side of plasma membrane
Molecular function (GO): protein binding
Source: RefSeq, a predicted model, not a curated record